Molecule: messenger RNA, 2788 nt
Organism: Colias croceus (clouded yellow)
Lineage: Eukaryota; Metazoa; Arthropoda; Insecta; Lepidoptera; Pieridae
Product: toll-like receptor 3
Exons: 8
Coding region: 56-2383 (775 amino acids)
Biological process (GO): toll-like receptor signaling pathway; inflammatory response; immune response
Cellular component (GO): membrane
Molecular function (GO): transmembrane signaling receptor activity; protein binding
Source: RefSeq, a predicted model, not a curated record
GUUAAGUUCGCUUUGUUAUUCGCGAAAACUGUUCUACCAUGUGUUUUUGUAAGCAAUGUGUUUGUUUAUGUGUCGAUACGGAAUGAUUUGGCAAACUAUUUUAAUCUACAUACUCCACAUACAAGCAGCCGAUGGGUUGCAAGACAGACACAAAGAUAACCUGAAGGACAGGGAGCGGCUGCAAUGCCUCACUGGGUACAUGACUGACAUGCAGUCGUGGGUCACAUGGGAUGGUAGACUGACUGUCGCGUUGAAAGAAGGAGUAGCAGACUUAUCAAAUAGAAGCGUUGCUGCAAAAGCGUUGACAACUUUUCUAAAACUUCAGUCCAAGAACAAUGACUCUAUCAAAUAUCUGAGCAUGGCCAAGUGUGGUUUACGGAAAUUUCCAACGGUAGUUUUCUUGAGUCCAUCUGGUCCGUAUGAGAAUCCAGCAGAAACGGUCGAAUACAUGACAUUUUAUGGUAACAACUUUGGCCAAUUUCAAAUAACACCAGAGAAAUAUGACUCCUUAUUGAAUGCGACAAACGCUAAAGAAGUAUCUUUGGAAUCUAUGAACGUGCAGAAAAAAUCAAUAUGGUCGGCGGGACUGGAGAGUGCCUAUUUUCCCAAACUAAAAGAAUUCGAUUUACGAGCGUGCGAGAUUGAAAUUCUCGACGCAUUUAUUUUCCAAGGGAUGCCAUCUCUAACUUCUUUAUACCUCGGCGAGAACUUCAUAAGCUUUGUAGACGCUCAUGCGUUCGUUGGUCUGACCAGUCUACGGCAUUUGGACAUAAGUGGUAAUACAUAUCCACACGAAGAUGACCCUAAGAGAAUUCUGUUUUUCGAAUCCGCGGAUACUCUCCUACGUCUGAACAUUACAUCUUUGGACCUAUCCUUCACACCGGUUGGAACUCGUGUUUUAGGAAACUUUGGUCCAAAUUUGGAGAGAUUGUCUCUAUGCUACACGGGUCUUUACCGAUUAAGGCCAAACGCAUUCAACAACACAGCGAUGAAAUAUUUAGACCUGUCUGGUAUUCCCGAGAUUUUGCACGAAAAGGGCGUACUUAGCGGACUAGAAAAAUCACUAAGAGUUCUUUAUGCUAACUCGGUUGCUAUUAAAUCACUCGAUUUCAUUAAAGGUUUCACAGAAUUGGAAGUACUUAAAGCAUCACAAAACGAAAUAACAGCUCUAUCGCCAGAUGUGAUGAGCACAUUGAGGAGCUUGCAGAUUUUAGAUUUGGACAGUAAUAGAAUUUCUGCAUGGUUUACAAGCAUUAUAUCUACAAUGCCUGAAUUGAAAUUACUAACCAUCAUUAAUAAUAACAUUAAUGUAAUUACUGAAGAGGUGAUCGUUGAUAUAGCUAACGUAAAAUACGUGGCGAUGUCCAAAAAUUUAAUGGUAUGCUAUUGUUACGUCAGGGACAUGUAUGAAAUCGCAUUCCAAAAUGAAUUCAGAUUCAAAGAUACCAAUAUAACAGGCAACUUUAUGGAAGACAACGCACUCAUGUUCCACACUGGAUUCUAUGAUUAUAACAAAAUUAUAAACAGGAGAAAGAACGUGUCAGAGUCGUGCUUUGAGUUGAACAACUCGACAGACGUAUCUUAUUGUUUCGCGGGAGGUUUUAGUACAAAUCUGACUGGUAACUUCUUAUAUUUGGACUACGAUGAAAAGAAUUACGAUUGCUUCUCAAUUUCUCACAGUGGAAGCAUUUCCUAUGGUGAUGUUACACCGUGUGGUCAUGACCUACGAGAUUUGAGGCCGGAAUUCAUGUUGAUUAAGGGUCGUAACAAUUUACUACUUUUGUGUAUACCUUUGAUAACGUUACCAAUUUUAGUUUUCAUCUACGCGUUUAGGAGAAACUUUAGAUACUUUUUGAUUACUUUGAGAAAUUCUGCAAUGCUGAGUUUGAUUAAUGAGAGGAAUGUAGUAGAUGAGACGAAAAUCUUCAAUUACGACGUGUUCGUAUCAUAUUGCAAUGAAGACAGAGCCUGGGUGUUGGACCAGCUCUUGCCACAUGUAGAGAAAGAUUGCAAUAUUAGUGUAUGCCUACAUGAACGAGACUUUCAGGUGGGCUUAUCGAUAUUAGAGAACAUAGUGUCGUGCAUGGACCGCUCCCGCUUCAUCAUGCUUAUCAUCUCGCGGCGCUUCCUCUUGAGCCGGUGGUGCCAGUUUGAGAUGCAUCUCGCACAACACAGGCUGCUAGAGACGCGUCGCGAGGACCUGCUGCUCGUGCUGCUGGAGGAGAUCCCGCGCAGCCUGCGCCCCAACACGCUGCACUACCUGAUGCUCACCAAGACCUACAUCGUGUGGCCCGCGGACGGACACACUGACUUCUGGCGACGGCUCAAGAGGUCCCUUGUUACUAGGACGAUGAAGAACACGGAAAAUGAUUCGUUGGCAUAAAUGUUAUAGUAAUACAUAGUAAAAUUCGUGAUAUUAAUCAAAUAAAAACGCUCUCGAUGUGACAAUCAUAAGAGAGACCACAUAGCGAAAUUCGUUUUAUGGCUCUAAUGAAACUAGAAUGUUACAUAGCACUACCUGAUGCUCACCAAGACCUACAUCAUGUGGCCCGCAGACGGACACAGUGACUUCUGGCGACGGCUCAAGAGGUCGCUCGUUACGAGGACGAUGAAGAACACGGAAAACGAUUCGCUGGCAUGAUUAAAUUAUGCCACAUAACAAUACUAAAGAAUACGUAUCUUUGGUAAUGUUAUCUGGUAUCACUACAUAGUAUAACACAAAGUCGAUUUCUCUGUCCCUAUGUCCCUUUGUAUGCUUAAAUCUUUAAAACUACGCAACGGAUUUUGA